This is a messenger RNA of Kogia breviceps (pygmy sperm whale), 2727 nucleotides long. It is a transcript of the gene STC1, whose product is annotated as stanniocalcin 1. The record is from RefSeq and is a predicted model, not a curated record. NCBI's taxonomy places the organism in Eukaryota, Metazoa, Chordata, Mammalia, Artiodactyla, Physeteridae. Gene Ontology annotation, biological process: intracellular calcium ion homeostasis. Gene Ontology annotation, molecular function: hormone activity. Gene Ontology annotation, cellular component: extracellular region.
GGUGCAAGAAGCAGCGACUGCAGCAGCAGCAGCAACAAAAAAAUCCUCAUCAAAUCCUCACCUAGGCUCUCAGUGUAUCCAGAUCCACAUCUUCACUCAAGCCGGGAGAGGGAAAGAGGAAAGGGGGGGGAGGAAAAAAAAAAAAAAAACCCCAACAACUUAGCGGAAACUUCUCAGAGAAUGCUCCAAAACUCAGCAGUGCUUCUGGUGUUGGUGAUCAGUGCUUCUGCAACCCAUGAGGCGGAACAGAAUGAUUCUGUGAGCCCCAGGAAAGCCCGGGUGGCAGCUCAGAACUCAGCUGAAGUGGUUCGCUGCCUCAACAGCGCUCUGCAGGUUGGCUGUGGAGCUUUUGCAUGCCUGGAAAACUCCACCUGUGACACAGAUGGGAUGUACGACAUCUGUAAAUCCUUCUUGUACAGCGCUGCUAAAUUUGACACUCAGGGAAAAGCAUUUGUCAAAGAGAGCUUAAAGUGCAUCGCCAACGGGGUCACCUCCAAGGUCUUCCUGGCCAUUCGGAGGUGCUCCACUUUCCAGAGGAUGAUUGCCGAGGUGCAGGAGGAGUGCUACAGCAAGCUGAACGUGUGUAGUGUCGCCAAGCGGAACCCUGAAGCCAUCACGGAGGUCGUCCAGCUCCCUAAUCACUUCUCCAACAGAUACUAUAACAGACUUGUCCGAAGCCUACUGGAAUGUGAUGAAGACACAGUCAGCACAAUCAGAGACAGCCUGAUGGAGAAAAUCGGACCCAACAUGGCCAGCCUCUUUCACAUCCUGCAGACAGACCACUGUGCUCACACACACCAGCGAGCUGACUUCAGCAGGAGGCGUGCCAACGAGCCACAGAAGCUGAAAGUCCUCCUCAGGAGCCUCCGAGGUGAGGUGGCCUCUCCCUCCCUCAUCAAACGCACCUCCCACGAGAGUGCCUAGCCGGGGAGAGGUAUUCACAACCUCACCAAACUACGAUCAUUUUAAGGGUGUUCGCUCACCAACUUCGAGUGUACUGUGCCUGGUUUGAUUUUUUUAAGUAGUUCCUAUUUUCUAUCCCCCCCCUUAAAAAAAAAUUGCAUGAAACUAGGCUUCUGUAAUCAAUCUCUCAACAUUCUUCGAUGGCGGCAUUCUCACCACCAGAACACGUGUGACCUUUUUGCCUCUCCUCAGGAGAAAGUGGCCUCUUUUACCACUUUCCUCCACCAGGUCUUUUCCCAGCUCCCCUCCAAUGACUCUCAAACACAAAACAUUCAUGUGAUUCCCCAGACUUUGUAAUUUGAAGAUGUGGAACCCUUUAGAGUGGUUGCCCCAGUAGAGUUAGCUGGUAAGAAGCAACUUAAUUUAAAUGCAUGUCUUAAAACGCUCAUAAAGAUGCUCAGUGGAAUUCGUGUUAUGAAUCUGUGCUGGCCAUGGACGAAUAUGAAUGUCAUAUUUGAAUUCUUGAUCUCUCAUGAGCUAGUGUCUUACGGUCUUGAUCCUCAAUGUCUAAUUUCCUUCCCAACACAUUUACCAAAUUGCUCGAGCCUGGCUCUCCAACCAGACUUGGAGCCUGCAUCUUCUUGCAUCUAAUGAAAAACAAAAAGCUAACAUCUCUAUGUACUGUAACUGCUCAGAGCUUUAAAAGUAUCUUUAACAAUUGUCUUAAAUCCAGAGAAUCUUAAGGUCUAACUGUGGAAUAUAAAUAGGUGAAAACUAAUGUACUGUACAUAAAUUCCAGAGGACUCUGCUUAAACAAAGCAGUAUAUAAUAACUUUAUUGCAUAUAGAUUUAGUUUUGUAACUUAGCUUUAUUUUUCUUUUCCUGGGAAUGGAAUAACUAUCUCACUUCCAGAUAUCCACAUAAAUGCUCCUUGUGGCCUUUUUUAUAACUAAGGGGGUAGAAGUAGUUUUAUUCAACAUCAAAACUUAAGAUGGGCCUGUAGGAGAUAAGAAAAACCAACAGGUUUAUCUGAAGGACCCCAGGCAAGAUGUUAAUCUCCCAGCCCACCUCAACUCAGAGGCUACUGUUGACUUAGACCUAUCCUGAAACAGCUCUGUCACAUCCAACUGAGAAUUACAGGAACCAAAAAGAGCAUCCCUUUGGGCUUGGACCACUUAGAGUGUGAUAAGGCCUGCUAUACCUUGGGAAGUGGCAGUUCUUGACUUUCUGCCUUUCAUCAGUGCCUGGUACUUUGGCAGCCUGAUGAUGGGGUAGGAGGCUUUCCAUUAACUCAAUCAGGAAUGAGUCAAUCAGCCUUUGGGUCUUUAGUUUGGGGGACUUGGGGCUGAGGGGGUAUAAAUAACCCUGGGCUGUCCAGCCUUAAUAGACUCCUCUUACAUUUUUGUCCUGUAGCACGCUGCCUGCCGAAGUAGUCCUGGCAGCUGGGCCAUCUCUGUAGGAUUGCAAAAAAGAAAAAAGAAAAAAAAAAAAAAUGAAAGAAAGAGGAAAACAAGAGCUGGCGGUUUGAUCAUUUCUGCCGUGAUGUUUACAAGAUGGCGACCACCAAAGCCAAAUGAUUAACCUAGCUAUGAACAACAGUAGUUUCUCAGGGUCACUGUCCUUGAACCCAACAGUCCCUUAGGAGCGUCACUGCCCACCAAAGGUCAAUGUUGAGAGAGGAAGACGGAGGAGGGGUAGGACUGUAAGGGCCACUCCAAACUCGCUUAGGUAGAAACCAUUGGUGCUUGACUCUCACUAGGAUAAACUCCAGAUUUGCCCAGAUCAAGUGUUAGGGAUGCCGGUGGGAGGAGGAAGGGCACAUCC